AUGUCAAAAACUGACUACGAAAUUGAAAAGCAGCUGAUCACCGAUUGUUCCAGUUUUUCGCUUAUGGUACGCACGUUGGCUACUGUGCAUCGUGCCGUACAAAACUUUAAGUCUAUUGGGCAUAAUCACCAAACCGGCGAGCACCAUACGGGUGAGUUAAAUCCAGAUGAACUGCAUCGAGCGAAGGUUAAACUGCUGCAAGCAGCUCAGCACGACGAAUACAAUCAAGAGUUGGAGCUACUUAGAAGGGGUAAGUUUUUGCAACCCAAGCACAAUAUUUCUGCCCUGCAUCCUUUUCUGGAUGCUGAAGGAACCAUGCGCGUCGGCGGCCGUUUGCAAAAUUCAGCGCAACCGUAUGACAUGAAACACCCCAUCAUACUGCCUCAAAAGCAUCGAGCUACGGAACUACUAGUGCGUGAUUUACACCUUCGUGAUCUCCAUGCAGGCUCUGCUCUGUUGACGGCAACCAUUCGUCAACACUAUUGGAUAGUCGGUUGCCAGACGGUAGUUCGUAAGGUGGUUCAAGGAUGUACACGAUGUGUACGUCUUAAGGGAAAAACAGCUAGUCAGUUGAUGGGCAGUCUACCACCAGCCAGAGUGCUCGCCACACGUGCCUUUUCACAUGUUGGUGUGGAUUAUGCUGGUCCUAUCCAGCUUAAAGCAACGUGCGUUCGCGGAGUCAAGGUCACCAAGGGGUACAUCGUCGUGUUUGUGUGCCUCUCAACUCGUGCUGUACACUUAGAAGUGGCAAGCGACCUUUCAGCUGACACGUUCAUUGGAUCUUUGAAACGUUUCAUCUCACGCCGUGGUUAUCCUGUUGAGAUUCGGUCGGACAACGGGACCAAUUUUGUUGGUGCUGACCGUAAGUUGCGUGAAUUUUUCGAACAGAUUCAUUCCUCCAGCAAGAACGCCAGUCGCUAUUUUGGCAAUUUGGGUAUCAACUGGAUUUUCAACCCGCCCUCGGCGCCACACAUGGGCGGAAUAUGGGAGGCCGCCGCACAUAGGGGGAUGUUAAAUGUAUGA
Armigeres subalbatus is the source of this 1023-nucleotide messenger RNA. RefSeq lists its product as uncharacterized. The transcript has 2 exons. NCBI's taxonomy places the organism in Eukaryota, Metazoa, Arthropoda, Insecta, Diptera, Culicidae. Gene Ontology annotation, biological process: DNA integration. Bases 1 to 1023 code for a protein of 340 amino acids. Gene Ontology annotation, molecular function: nucleic acid binding. The record is from RefSeq and is a predicted model, not a curated record.